Messenger RNA from Pocillopora meandrina, 3821 nucleotides. The record is from the annotation of a GenBank genome assembly. Lineage: Eukaryota; Metazoa; Cnidaria; Anthozoa; Scleractinia; Pocilloporidae.
UGAUUAAUUGCACCAUCAUUCUUUAGGUGGUAUAUUAACAAGACUCACAGCAAAACCAUAAGGUAAGUUUAUGCAUUUUUUCUAACAAUUUUGUGUUCAAAUGAUGAUUUCUUUAGCAUUUUUCUACCUAGUAAAAUAAUGUUUGAAUAAAGAAAAGGAAAUAAAUAGAAUAUUUAUUUCGAUCGUGGUAUUGUUCACAGCGAAGACGAAGACCUAUAUGCCAAAAAGUUAUUUUUCAAAAGAUUUUCGGAUUUUCGAAAAUUUUGUCGUUCAACAAAAUUGUAUGAUACAAGACGUUUUAUCAUCAGGUUAUGAUUUAUACGUGAUUCAUAAUCGCCGAAUUGUUUUGAGACAGAGGUGGUGUGAUCGUAGCUUUUUGGUGGAAAGCGUUGGUGGCCAUUUAAGUCUUGAAUUUUUGCCAACGUUUAUUCAUAAUUGUUUCCAGAGUUUUAAACAAAGCUGACUUUAAUUUGAGGCAAUCUUAGUAUUUUGUACCUUUAUUAAUCGCUCAUGGAAAGCAUUUGUAUGAAAUAUUAUGUUGAUGCAAAACGGGUUUAUUAAAAUUUCCUCCAUUGGUAGACAGAGAGAUCGAACUCAUCAUUUGUUACGUCAGGGGGAGUCAAAAUCUGCUGAAAAUGAUGCACCUGUUCUAUUCUCCGCCAGCUAAACAUUAGGGUACAUUUGAUCGCUUGCAUUGGGAUGAAUUUUUUAGACUGGUGACUAAUAAUUAACGUUACAUGUAAAGACUGGGAUCUUUUUUACAAAAAUUUGUCGCGGGUAGGAAAAAAUGGACACAUUGUGCUUUACGUUGUGACAUAUCCAAUUUUAAUAAUACUCUAGCGAAGUCUGUCAAGUUCACCCACAAAUUUGGGAAUGUCAUUUUUAGUCGCUAUCAUUCACAUAUCGAAAAGGAAAAAAAAUAAAAUGGAAAAUGAGAUAAGCUAGUAGCCUAUUUAUAAGAAAAAAAUUGGCUUUUCAUGCUAUCGAUGAACUAUUUGGAAAAUGUACAAAAAUGAUUCUUUCAACUCCCAUUGUUAUCUCGUUAAUACAGUCGCCAAACGGAAGCACGCAUAUGAUAGAUAAAAACUAGACUGGUCAACUUUUUGCUUAUGGUAAAAACAUGUGUACCGCCCUCUCAAUUUCAGAUGACACGGUAAAUACUUAUUCGUCCGUUAAUAAGUAAACAUGCGGUUAAUCUUCCACAAACUCCUUCCACGAUGUAUAAAUUUCGUCAAUCGUGACUUUUGCCUAGUAUCGUGAUAUAAUCAAUCCAACGUUAAUAUGAAAUAUUAAAGCUGCUUGCAUAAUUUUGAUUCUGCCGUUCGCCUGUUUGGACCUCACAUUUGGCGAUUUCGUUCUUAAGCUUUGGAUGUAUAGAUAAAAGCCGUAAAAGAAACAAAAUUUCAUACAAAGAAAGUUGAAACACCCGUUCAGGAAAACGCUCGGUUGGCAAGUCCGGCAAUGAAUAAUAAUCACAGUGAUAAGCAAACUCGGAGAGAGCUGCAACUUGUAUUAAAAUGCUGCUUAGAAACGAAGCGAUUAUACUUAAUCGAGCUAAAACGAAGACAUUGUCUAAACUUUAUCCAAUUUGCAUUUGGUGAUGUUACUACCACGAAUGUUCAAUUGUAUACUGCGCCAUCGUCAAGUGAAUCAUUUUCGUUCUCUAAAGUUAGUUUACAAAUGCACAUUGUCUGUUGGUCGCAUCUCGAUGACAAUCGCAUCUAUUCAGUGUCAACUCAAUCUUCUAAAAACAAGAGUUCUUAGGCACUUGUCCGCUUUCAGGACCAGUUUCGCGGCCGGAUAUCUCUCUGUCAACAAGUAUAUUUUGGCCAGUGAAGUUACAUUUUCCAUGAGCCGAUUAACCUAACCUAGAUGUCUCUUCCUUCAGGGUUAGUAGAAAAUAACAUAAAAUAACAUAAAAUAUGACCGAACUCACCUAUCUUAAACAUAUGCUACAUGUGAGCUAUACACUUUGUCAUUAAACAAAAGCGGUUAAUAUGAUGCCAAAGGAAACAGCGAAUAAGAAUUAGAAGAAAAAUGAUCAAUAAGAAGAACAACACUGAUAAUGAUAAUGACAAAAAUAUAAAUUAUUGUGAUGACAAUAGUAAUGGUAUUAUCUGAAUUGAAAAGAAACCAAGAAGGAUGUCGUUGUAAAAUUAUAAAAUGUUACGAAGGAUUCUUGAGAAAGUACUGUUUUAGAUCUGUAAAUGUUAAACUACAAGAAAUUUUGAAUUUUUUUCAAAUUAAUCCUGGUGUGAUUGUUCGUUAUUUUCGUUCAUUACAAGAGUACAUGGUUUCCUUUGGUAGGCUGCCUUACUUAUUUAAGUUCACAACCCCAAAAGUAGUUUCACCCUUUGUAUCAAUGUAUCGGCGAUACAUUGAUACAAAGUUCUUGUCAAACCGAACAAUCCAUUUUUUAAUGAUAAGCACUGAUGUAUAGUAACUUCACUUUCUCAUCGCAAGGAGGUCUUUAUAACACGGAAAAUUCAUUUUCUUUUUGAAGUAGGUUGCAUUUCCUUGCCAACGAAAAAGUAAGGUCUAAUUUUUUUUGGUAAAUUUACGAGCAAUUUCAAUGCUGUUCAUUUUAGAUUUUGUUUGUCACUAUUGGCAAUUUCAAAAAAGUAGGAAAACAAAAGAUGUCAUUUAGUUACUGAGUAGUUAAGAGACCAAAUUAAAACUACAUGUAUUCGGUGAAAAGUAUAAUUUUUUACGAAUCAUGUACUCGGGUUAAAACGAGAGUAUGCGGAUAAGUGAAAGAAAACAAUGAAAUCCUAUUCCUUUUGAGCGGAAGUUUUGUGUAAAAUCGCCAAAUUUGUAGAGUAGGUAAAUGAAGAUACAAUUAGUUAAUGACAACCUAAUUUGACUUAUGGCCCUCAGUAUCGUACGUUCUUCUAGAAAAUAACUUAUUUAAUUUUGAAUAAACAAUCCCAUUUGCAGGCCUCUUCAAACAUUCAAACAAAAAAUUUGUCAACGUGUCAUGAUGAUGGGUAACUUUUGUCUUCGAGAAGCGUCAACGUGUUUGGCACUAUUAACUCUUACCAGCACUUUAUGGAAUCUCCCAUUGGUCAGAGGUGAAACAUGCAAUUCCAAUUUGAAGAGUAAGUAGUGUUAACUUCUUUUAAACGUCCUGGUCAAAGAGCAUGUAUAUGCCUAUGUUUUUCUUGUAUGCGCAUUAAAUGAAUGCGUGUAUGUACAGAAAGUGUAAAAUGGCUACCAAAAAAACAGCUCUCUGUCAGAGGAUCCAAAGGUAUCUUCAUCAAAAUGUUUGGCGUGUGUAGAUAAGAAAGGACGAAGAUAAACUCUUGACUGAUCCAGCGUUUAAAUAGACGACGUCUCGGCCUUGAGCCUUCUUCGGGUGGAACAUAAAAAUUAAAAAUUAACACUAAAAAGCUGCAUUCAAAAUUAAAAAUUAAUAUUAAAAAGCUGCUUUAAAACUCUUGAUCGGUCAAGGGUUUGUCACUUACACACACUCGGGUGGAACAUAAAAAUUAAAAAUUAACAUUAAAAAGCUACUUUAAAACUCUUGAUCGGUCAAGAGUUUGUCACUAACACUUGCUAAAUUUGUAAGAUAGAUUUAUUGACAAUCUUUCUCAUAUACAAAGAGAUUGUGCAUUAUUCAUUUUCUUUUAUUAUUAUUCAAUCUCUCCAACUUAGUCAGACCUGUUGUGGACAUCUCUUCAAGUUCAGAAAACAGCACAUUACCCAUUGGUGCCUCCAUUACCCUGAAUUGUACAGCGGAGCCCAGAAUAGAAGAUGCAGUGUAUCUGGAUAGAUAUGUCGAUUAUAUCGAGUGGUACGAUCCACAGAAUAACAAAGUUGUA